UUUUGCUGUUUUAGCUCCAGAUGGGCCCAAGCUUCCUGCUGCGCUGCGGCACCCAGUCCAGGGUUGCAACGAGCCGUGAUGCUGCUGGGCGUCCCGAGUUAUAAAGACCUCCCUUGUGCUCCCAUCCCAAGCCAGAGCUUGCAGAGGUAUUGUCCUCAUUAAUUUAAUUGCGGCGUCGCGCCCACCCCUGCCCUUUCGUGUCCUAGCUCGUGUCCUUGGUUACACGACUUCCCCUCCUCCAUAUAUAUCUUCCGCUUUCCUCGUGUCCGGAGUGAGACCGCUCAUACCCUCAGUGGAAGAAUAGGUCAAGAUGGCGGAAACCGACUAUGAGAAAGGGCAGUACACUGUCGGCAGUGACUCGCCGCCCAGCCAGGCCCAUGAUGUGAAAGAUGUUGUCGCCCGAAGGGGUGGCAAUAUUGGUGAGGCCGCCGAAGUGUACGGGGACCUUCAAACGGCAGAAGAAUAUGGCUACGUCGAGCGUGGCCUGAAGUCUCGACACAUCCAAUUCAUUGCCCUCGGAGGCACGAUUGGUACCGGUCUCUUCCUUGGUAUCGGCACUGCUUUCGCGAAUGCUGGCCCUGUCUCCGUUCUCCUCGGUUACACAUUCACAGGUGUCGCUGUCUAUGGCAUGAUGCAAUCUCUCGGGGAAAUGUCCACUUGGCUCCCGUUGCCUGGUGCUAUCCCUCAGUACUGCGCCCGUUAUAGCGAUCCCGCGCUUGGUUUUGCUGUCGGAUGGAACAACUGGUAUCAAUGCGCUAUCACUCUCUGUGCCGAGAUCUCCGCCGCUGCCGUUCUCGUCGGUUUCUGGGACACAGAGCAGAAGAUCAAUCCCGCCGUCUGGAUCUCGCUCAUCAUCGUUCUUAUACUCGUGCUCAACAUCUUCGCUGUUUCCAUCUACGGAGAAGCCGAGUUCAUCUUCGCUUCGAUCAAGAUUAUCACCAUCCUUGGCCUGCUCAUUUGCUCUUGCGUCAUCUGGCUCGGCGGUGCCCCGGACCAUGAUCGUCGUGGUUUCCGCUACUGGAAGGAGGGCGCUAUGAAGGAAUACGUCGGCAAAGGCGAUUCCGGUCGCUUUGCGGGUCUCUGGUCUACGCUCGUCAACGCUGCUUUCUCGUACGGAGGUGUCGAGAUGGUUGCUGUUGCUGCUGGUGAGGCCGCAAACCCCCGCAAGAACAUUCCCAAGGCUGUCCGUCGCGUCUUCUGGCGUAUCCUGUUCUUCUACAUUUUCGGUUCCUUCUUCAUCGGAGUGUGCAUCAGCUCUAAUGACGAUGCCCUCACCAAUGAGUCGGGCGCGCGAGCUUCUCCCUGGGUCAUUGCCAUGCAGAACGCUUCGAUUCCGGUCCUCCCGCACAUUAUCAACGCCGUUAUCUUGACCUCGGCCUCGUCGUCCGGAAACGCAUUCCUGUACACGGGCUCGCGUUACCUCUUCGGUGUUGCUCAAAACGGUCAGGCUCCUAGGUUCCUCCUGAAAUGCUCCAAGAACGGUGUUCCGUACUACUGCGUCGGAGUUACGGCUGCUGUCUCGCUGCUCACGUACAUGAGCGUAUCCACUGGCGCCAACAACGUCUUCCUGUGGUUCCAGAAUCUCACCACCAUUGCCCAGCUCUUUACCUGGUGCUGCAUCUGCAUCACCUACACACGCUUCAAGAAGGCUCUGGAUGCUCAAGGCAUUGAUCGCAGCACCUUGGUGUUCAGGUCGCCAUUCCAGCCAUACACGGCGUGGGCAGCCUUCACAUACUUCGUCCUUAUCAUCAUCUUCAAUGGCUUUGCGGUCUUCGCCGACACCCCGUGGGGGUCUGACCAGCUGACCAGCUUCUUCACAGCCUACAUCGGCGUUCCCAUCUUCUUCGGUCUUUUCGUCUUCUGGAAGAUCUUGAAGCGCUCCAAAGUUGUAAACCCUGCCAAUGCCGACAUUUGGUCCGGCAAGGCGGCACUGGACGCUGAGCACUGGCCGGAGCAGAUUCCAAGGAAUGCUUGGGAGAAGUUCUGGUUCUGGCUGUGCUAGAGCGCUGGCAUUUUGAUUUCUUCUGAAAUUUUGUCGUCGCUGGUUGACUACGCCAGGAAUAUGUAUCCGCGGGUGCUAUGAUUCUCUGGUAUUGUUAAUUUCCAUGAUAAAAAAAAAAUUUAGGUUCCGCUUCGUCGUUU
Molecule: messenger RNA, 2142 nt
Organism: Trematosphaeria pertusa
Lineage: Eukaryota; Fungi; Ascomycota; Dothideomycetes; Pleosporales; Trematosphaeriaceae
Exons: 4
Coding region: 311-2002 (563 amino acids)
Biological process (GO): amino acid transmembrane transport
Cellular component (GO): membrane
Molecular function (GO): amino acid transmembrane transporter activity
Source: RefSeq, a predicted model, not a curated record